AUGUCAUCCUCAAUUCUACACCAAUGUCCAUUUUGUGGGCAUCUUUCCGACAUUUCUCUUGCCCUGGCUGCCUUCCUCGAGAACCCCCACUGUAACCAGUGUGGUCUGUCGGUGUCCGAAAGCCAUGGGAAGUUACAAGACGACCUCUCGGCGUUGUUUGACAGGCAAAUGACGAUGGGGUCAUUGCUUCCACCCCCGGAGCAAACCCCUGCGGCCACGCAGACGCCGAUCUCCUACAUCUCCCAGCAUUAUCAUCAUUCGUCCCAUGUAGUUGCCCCAAACCCCGGUCCUGCCCCAUUGUCGACUUCGGUUGAAACCGAGGACUCGGCGGUCCAUGAUGUCUUACGGCAGUGUGGUCUUGACCCCAACGCCUUCUCCGUGAACCAACUGGACCUCUUCAAGAAUGCGGAUGCGGAACAGCAGAAGCGUUUGGUUCAAACCUGGCAGGUAUAUUCUGUGCACGAGAAUUCCACGCUCACCCAGGACAUGGAGAUGAAUGACUCCACGAAUGACCAGAAGGAUGCCGAGCCUUACAUGAUGUCUGGCUAUGAAAUCAUCCCCGAACCAACCGCGAAGAGCCCUCCGAACGAGCCUACAACGGGAGAACCUUAUGCUGCCUCGACGGAUCCGGUGUACAAGAGCCCCCAAUGGUGGGAGACGGGCCAGACGGGACCAAUGGAGUCUCAAUACGGGAUAUUCGAGGAGAGGAACCGAUAUUUCUUGACGCAUUGUAGCGUUGCCCAUUCUCACUACUAA
Messenger RNA from Penicillium macrosclerotiorum, 756 nucleotides. RefSeq lists its product as uncharacterized. The record is from RefSeq and is a predicted model, not a curated record. Lineage: Eukaryota; Fungi; Ascomycota; Eurotiomycetes; Eurotiales; Aspergillaceae. The transcript has 2 exons. The coding region runs from base 1 to 756 and encodes 251 amino acids.